CUCCAGCCAAAGUGUUUGCAAUGGCGAUCUUCACGUUAACUGCUGUUUGCUCCUGCUUCUUGUUGUCCGUCAUCCUGGCAGAGGACAGUGACACUGCCAUCAUUUAUUCAAGCUCAGGAGUGAUACGUGGGUUCACGCAGCAGGCCUUUGGUAGAGUUGUUGACACUUACCUCGGCAUACCAUUCGCCGAACCGCCUGUCGGAGACUUACGCUUUAAGAAACCAGUACCAGUGAGACCGUGGAAGGGCACGCUGAACGCCACCGACACCUCACCACCUUGUCUUCAGUUUCAGUUUGAUAUGACUAUGGACUGGGCCAAGAGCAAGAAGAAACCAUCCGAGGAUUGCCUCUACCUCAAUAUCUGGACGCCUACAUGUUCAGACAGUGACUGUAACUGCACGCUUAAGCCGAUUAUUAUAAAUGUUUUUGGCGGGGGUUACAGUAUAGGCGCAAGCGACUGGGACGUCUACGACGGUCUCUACAUGGCUGCACGUGGCGAUAUCAUUGUCGCUAACUUGAAUUAUCGCGUUGGCGAGUUUGGGUUCCUGAACGGCAAGGUCCCAGAUGCGCCUGGAAACCAGGGUCUCCACGAUACCCUUCUUGCUGUCAAGUGGAUCAAGGAAAAUAGCAUGUCCUUCGGUGGGGAUCCAAACCGAAUAACGUUAUUUGGGGAAAGUGCUGGUGCUGUGACAGUGGGUUACUUCAUUGUGUCACCUUUAGCGCGAGGCCUAGCGAGUCGACUUAUUAUGCAGAGCGGAAGUCCUUACUGGAAGAUAGGAGACAAUACUGAAACAGGACCGGAGAAGGUGCUGAACAUGGCACGACAUGUCGGUUGUGCAGACGCUGAAAUGUCCUUCGAGCAGGACCACGACUGCAUUAUGUCCUGCUUGCGCACUGUUCCGGGACACGUCCUACUCCAAUCUGGCCAGCAACUGUAUGGAAAGAAGCAUUCUUCGACAUUUUUCCCAAGUUAUGGAGACGAAUUCCUUCCCGUGAAUCCUGCAUUGCAGUUCGAGAAGGGGGAGUUUCUGUCGGCUCAAGUUCUGAUAGGCAGCAACAAGGACGAAGGGUCCGCUUUCCUUUCCAUGAUCCUCCCUGAAGUGUUUCCACCUCACGAAAUCAGGAUAACGGACCAGGAAGAAGCAGGGUUUUAUAUCACGAUCAUGUUUCGGUACCUCAUGCGCAGAGGAAACAUGGCGGUGAGGGACCACUAUUUUGGAAAUCUGAAGAAUGCAAACGUAAGCUUUGCCUUGAAGACUAGUUCCGACGCUGUUGGAGACUACAGCUUCACAUGCCCUGCAAAUUAUUUUGCCCAAGCGGUUUCAAGCGACCAAGACAGCGACGUCUAUUACUAUUACUACACGCACAGGUCCUCUCGAACAUACAGGUCGGAGUGGAUGGGUGUGGCACACUUCGAAGAGUUUCCUUUCAUUAUGGGACUUCCUCUGAGACCCGGUUAUAAUUACACGCAAGAAGAAGUGGAAUUCAGCGAGACAAUGAUGGAUAUAUGGGUCACUUUCGCAAAGACAGGCAAACCGCCUGUUGUUCAUGGAAUCCUGUGGCCGAGAUACUCGAGAGAGAAACCGCUCCACGUCGAACUGAACCCGAAACAUUUCCGUGUCAGCAACGGCGUUCACGAAGACAACUGCCGUUUCUGGGAAACGUAUAUUAAGCCAAAAGUUGCCGCCUAA
Molecule: messenger RNA, 1691 nt
Organism: Ornithodoros turicata
Lineage: Eukaryota; Metazoa; Arthropoda; Arachnida; Ixodida; Argasidae
Product: acetylcholinesterase-1-like
Exons: 2
Coding region: 21-1691 (556 amino acids)
Biological process (GO): choline metabolic process; acetylcholine catabolic process
Cellular component (GO): plasma membrane
Molecular function (GO): acetylcholinesterase activity
Source: RefSeq, a predicted model, not a curated record